Messenger RNA from Astyanax mexicanus (Mexican tetra), 14379 nucleotides. RefSeq names its product rp1 like 1b (gene rp1l1b). The transcript has 2 exons. Lineage: Eukaryota; Metazoa; Chordata; Actinopteri; Characiformes; Acestrorhamphidae. The record is from RefSeq and is a predicted model, not a curated record. Gene Ontology annotation, biological process: retina development in camera-type eye; axoneme assembly; photoreceptor cell development. Gene Ontology annotation, cellular component: axoneme. Bases 333 to 12476 code for a protein of 4047 amino acids.
ACAGCGUUCAGAGUCUCUUGCAGUGCCCCAGUAUCUUGGUGUGUGUGGGCCGUGAACCAUUCCACCCAUUGUUGUUGGACAACUUCCGAAAAACUUCUGACAAUAAACUCCCAAAGCUUAUCUUAAAGUCGCGCUCCAGUGCCUACAACGAAGAACCAGGAUGUAAAAAUGCAGAUUUUGGACUGGAGACCAAGAAAACCAUCAUCCAUCCAAGAUCACAUGCAAGUGACAAAUCAGCCAGACACACUGCGUCAUCAGAAAAGUACUUUCCAAAUGGUCUUAGCUCAGUUCCACCAAUUCAUACUGGUCCUUUUUCUCAAAAAAGGGAAAGUAUGAUGGAUGAUGACAUUGAAAAGCGGGUUCUGGUCAAUAAGGAUGGCAGCUUGUCGAUGGAGAUGAAAGUGCGAUUUCGGUUGCUAAAUGAUGAGACGUUGCACUGGUCCACAGAGAUAAAGAAGUCUUCAAGCACUUUAAAUGAAUCUGUCUCAGGGUAUAAUGAUGCUUACUACCUCCAACAUGCCAAUUCUGAGAGCUUUUCGGAGGCAGAGUCCCUUCCUGAAGCUGAUAAUACCAAACUUCAUCAGAAGCAUACGGGGGAGCCUCACUGUCAGCACUGCUGUGCUCACUGCCAGGAGUACGACAUUUGGAAAAAUCCAACACUUGGUGAACAAGGGCCUGUGAGACGAAUUAUAUCAUCUAGUUCGAGUGAAUCCUCACACAAAAUAGUCUGCAAAAAGGCUUCGGUUGACAGCAUGGGUUCUAUGUCUAGUGAGGAGUAUACAGAGCAGGUGGUAUCAAAUGCAACUUGCAUUCAUCAGAGUGUUGGGGAGGAGUGUGAUACCACAGUUAAAUAUUGUACCAUCAGUCGCUGCUCUAAUCGCAGUGAAGUGUCUGCAGUGUCUUCAAAGAAAGCCUACACUGAAGAGGAAUGUAGAAAAACUCAGAAUAUUCGAGCACUGACUAGCAAUGACAAUAAACCUGAGAGUUCACCUACUACUCCCAUUAAAAACUUUCAAGCAGACCAGGUAAGUGUCCAAAUUACCCAGGUCUUGAUGGGAGAACACAGGUCUGUAUCUGUUGAAAGCAAUUCUUCACAAGUCCUGGCAUCCCUUAAAGAAGAUCAGGAUGAAGAAGAAACUGGUGGCCCUCCAAGUAACUUGAGAGUUGCUACUUCAAGUCCACAUUCUAUCACAUCCUGUAAAUCACCUGCAUCUCCAAACCAACAAUUAUCACCUAGACCUCCAAGUAAAUCUUCAGGUUCUUCAGUGAAAUCAAGAUCAAGACACUGCCAGUAUCAAAGAUCAAAGGAUGUGGUUGUGGCUGAUGAACAUGAACCAUCUGAGAGCAGUGCAUUCAAGACAAGCCCCCAACCCAAUGCAGAUGACUUACAUGACACCAACAUGGAAGAUGUUGGAGAUGAUACUACUACGAUACAACCUAUUGAGACCAAUAAAAAGGAGCGGUCAUCAAGUGCCAUGUCCACCAGAUCAAAUGCCUCUGCAAAAUCAAACAAAUCCAAAGGUAAUGUAGUACCUGAAGAGGAACACCCCGAUACCAAAGACAAUGCUGAGGAGAGAACAGCAAGUGCCAUGUCAACCAAAUCAAAUCUCUCAGCCAGAUCAAUUCAGUCUGAUCUACCAGAUGUUUCACUUACAGAAGCAAAGGAAACUGAAUCAGAAACAGAAGAAAGAGUACAAAGUGCCAUGUCUAAUACCUCUGUGAGAUCAAGACUUUCAGAAGUGGCAGCUGAUGACUUUGUUGAGGACCAAAUAGAAGAAAGAGUUCCAAGUGCAAUGUCAGCAGUUUCAGCUAAAUCACGUUCAUCAAUAAUAUCAGAGCUGGAAACCUCCGAAUUGAAAGAUGAAGAUAAUGAAACAGAGGAAAGAUCUGCUAGCGCCAUGUCUAUAAAAUCUAAUGCCUCUGCACAAUCAAAGAAAUCCUGUUUAUCAGAUGUAACUCCUGCAGUACUUGAAGAAGCUCAAGAAAGAGUGCCAAGCAUUAUGUCCACCAAGUCUAAUGCAUCUGCAGCAUCAAAGAAAUCAAAUAAAUCACAGGGAACACCAGCAGACACUGUGGAAACAAGUGGAAAAGAGCUAGAAGAACGAGCACCAAGUGCCAUGUCUGCUAAAUCAGAUAUCUCUGCGAGAUCAAUUAAUUCCAACAUUUCAGAAGCAGUCCCUUCAGUGACUUAUGAGGAUUCGAAUGAGCACCAUGAACGAAAAGCUGGAAGUGCCAUGUCACAAACCUCUGGAAAGUCUAGCACAUCAAAUAUUAUUGCAGAGGUGGACUCGAAAACUAAUGAGACAGGAGAAGAAGCAUUAGAGGAACGAGCCCCAAGUGCAAGAUCUACAAAAUCGAAUGCUUCUGCAAGGUCAAAAAGCUCCAUGUCUGCUAAAUCUGCAACUUCUGAAAGAUCAGAACAACACAAAAAGCCAGUCCAAAAGUGUAACAAGACAGAGCAGACCCUGCAAGAAAGAACUCCAAGUGCUUUGUCUAUUAAAUCCUGUACUUCUGAAAGAUCGGAAACGUCUGCAGCAUAUGGAACAGUGGCUGUUGAAGACCAACCUAAAGAAAGAGGUCCCAGUGCAAUGUCCACAAAAUCACAUGCCUCAGAACAUGUUGCAGAUGUUGAGGAGGAACAAGCUACAGAACGUUCUAAAAGUGCACUGUCCUCCAUAUCUAAUGUCUCUGCAAAAUCAAAGAAAUCUAAAGUAUCAGAACAAGUUAAAGAUGCUCCCGAAGAACAAGAUACAGAACGAUCUACAAGUGCACUGUCCUCCAUAUCUAAUGUAUCUACAAAAUCAAAGAAAUCUAAAGUAUCAGAACAAGUUGAAGAUGCUCCUGAGGAACAAGCUAAUGAACGAUCUCCAAGUGCACUUUCCUCCAUAUCUAAUGUAUCUGCAAAAUCAAAGAAAUCUAAAAUUUCAGAACAAGUUGAAGAUGUUCCAGAGGAACAAGCUACAGAACGAUCUACAAGUGCACUGUCCUCUAUAUCCAAUGUCUCUGCAAAAUCAAAGAAAUCUAAAAUUUCAGAACAAGUUGAAGAUGUUCCAGAGGAACAAGCUACAGAACGAUCUCCAAGUGUGCUUUCCUCCAUAUCUAAUGUCUCUGCAAAAUCAAAGAAAUCUAAAAUUUCAGAACAAGUUGAAGAUGUUCCAGAGGAACAAGCUACAGAACGAUCUACAAGUGCACUGUCCUCCAUAUCUAAUGUCUCUGCAAAAUCAAAGAAAUCUAAAGUAUCUGAACAAGUUGAAGAUGCUCCUGAGGAACAAGCUACAGAACGAUCUACAAGUGCAUUGUCCUCCAUAUCCAAUGUAUCUGCAAAAUCAAAGAAGUCUAAAGUUUCAGAACAAGUUGAAGAUGUUCCCGAGGAACAAGCUACAGAACGAUCUACAAGUGCACUGUCUUCUGUAUCUAAUGUCUCUGCAAAAUCAAAGAAAUCUAAAGUAUCAGAACAAGUUAAAGAUGCUCCCGAAGAACAAGAUACAGAACGAUCUACAAGUGCACUGUCCUCCAUAUCUAAUGUAUCUACAAAAUCAAAGAAAUCUAAAGUAUCAGAACAAGUUGAAGAUGCUCCUGAGGAACAAGCUAAUGAACGACCUCCAAGUGCACUUUCCUCCAUAUCUAAUGUAUCUGCAAAAUCAAAGAAAUCUAAAAUUUCAGAACAAGUUGAAGAUGUUCCAGAGGAACAAGCUACAGAACGAUCUACAAGUACACUGUCCUCUAUAUCCAAUGUCUCUGCAAAAUCAAAGAAAUCUAAAAUUUCAGAACAAGUUGAAGAUGUUCCAGAGGAACAAGCUACAGAACGAUCUCCAAGUGCACUUUCCUCCAUAUCUAAUGUCUCUGCAAAAUCAAAGAAAUCUAAAAUUUCAGAACAAGUUGAAGAUGUUCCAGAGGAACAAGCUACAGAACGAUCUACAAGUGCACUGUCCUCCAUAUCUAAUGUCUCUGCAAAAUCAAAGAAAUCUAAAGUAUCAGAACUAGUUGAAGAUGCUCCUGAGGAACAAGUUACAGAACGUUCUACAAGUGCACUAUCCUCUAUAUCUAAUGUGUCUGCAAAAUCAAAGAAGUCUAAAAUUUCAGAACAAGUUGAAGGUGCUCCCGAGGAACAAGCUACAGAACGUUCUACAAGUGCACUGUCCUCCAUAUCCAAUGUAUCUGCAAAAUCAAAGAAGUCUAAAGUUUCAGAACAAGUUGAAGAUGUUCCUGAGGAACAAGCUACAGAACGAUCUACAAGUGCACUGUCUUCUGUAUCUAAUGUCUCUGCAAAAUCAAAGAAAUCUAAAGUAUCAGAACAUGUUGAAGAUGGUCCUGAGGAACAAGCUACAGAAAGAUCUACAAGUGCAAUGUCCUCUAUAUCCAAUGUCUCUGCAAAAUCAAAGAAGUCUAAAGUUUCAGAACAAGUUGAAGAUGCUCCCGAAGAACAAGCUACAGAACGAUCUACAAGUGCACUGUCUUCUGUAUCUAACGUCUCUGCAAUAUCAAAGAAAUCUAAAGUAUCAGAACAUGUUGAAGAUGCUCCAGAGGAACAAGCUACAGAACGAUCAACAAGUGCACUGUCCUCCAUAUCCAAUGUCUCUGCAAAAUCAAAGAAAUCUAAAGUAUCAGAACAAAUUAAAGAUGCUCCCGAAGAACAAGCUACAGAACGAUCUACAAGUGCACUGUCCUCCAAGUCCAAUGUUUCAACAAGAUCUAAUCUAAUUUCAGAUUUUUCAGGGUUUGAAACUAGUGACACUGCAGAGGUAGGCCAUGACACAGAAGACCAAGCUCCAAGACCAACCUCAGCCAAAUCUAACACUUCUGUGCAAUCAAAGAAGUCAGCUGUUUCAGAAUCUGCCUCUAUAAAAACUGGAAAAUCAAAUAAUGGGGGAAAUGCAGUCAAAUCUUGUGUUAUAGAAUCAUCUGAAAAAUACAGAGUUAUAGAAGCAUCACCUGACAUGCUGGCAGAGGAAAAUGAAGAAUCCGGAGAGAGAGCAGCAAGUGUUGUAUCUGCAAAGUCCAAUAUCUCUGUGAAAUCUAAGAAGUCAACAGGCCAAAUCGGUGAAAGAUCACAAAGUGCACUGUCAGUAAAAACCAAUGCUUCUGAAAGAUCUACACAAUUAAAACCAUCAAAGGCUCCUGGGCAGCAUGUUGACCAUGGGGUUAAGGGGGAAAGGGCACCAAGUUGCAUGUCUUGUAAAUCUAACAAAUCAAAAGUUUCAGACACAGAGGUGAAUGAGCCUGUAGAAAUUGAUAACAACACAGAGGAGAGAGCACCAAGCACAGCAUCAGCUAAAUCCUGUAAAAAAUGUUUAGAGGAAAAAGCUGAGAGAUCGCAAAGUGCUCUAUCUGCUAAAUCUAACACUUCAGUCACAUCAAGGAAGUCAAAAUUCUCUGAUGUGCAGUCUGGACAAGUGGAAGAAAGACCUCCAAGUACUCUUUCUAUUAAAUCUGGUAUAUCUGAAAAUGAAAAAAUUAACCCUGUAAUAGUUGACCCUGCUGAAUCUGCAGAGACGAUAAGGUCUACUGCUUUGGCUGAUUGUAAAGAUUGUACCAAAAGAUCUUCUAGUGCUCUGUCAACUGGAUCUGUAAAAUCUAAGACAUCACAAACUUUACAGAAAGAGUGCAGUAAUGAAAGGAACCCUAGUGUGUUGUCAGUCCAAUCAAACACUUCUGAAAAACGGAACAUUUCAGAAGUGGAAAGAUCAAUAAGUCCUGUGUCGGCCAAAUCUAAUUCUUCUGCAAAAUCUAAAGAAUCUACCAAGUCUGCAGUUCAGAAUAAGUCAAAUGUCUCAUCUAAAGUUGAAAAAGAGAAGGAAAACAAUAGUAUCUCACAGAACAACACAGAAAUCAGUGAUACAAGAGUGAAAAGUUCUUUUUCAGACCAUUCAAAUGCACAAAGCCCAGCUAAAUGCAUAUGUGGGGGCUUGAUGAAAUCAAAUGUAUCAGAAAAUACAUUUAAUAAUGAGGAGAGGUCUCCCAGUGUCUUAUCAAAAAAAUCGGAUGUAUCUGCAAAGUCUAAAGCCAGUUCGGAAAGAGAACCAGCAAGUCCUUCUGUUUCCAUUGGGAUCGUAGAGGAUUAUGAUGCUGAUAAUAUUGAAGAGGAGACUAGCAUGUCUGUGACAACCACUCCUGUUCCAUGCAUGAAAUCCAAAAAUGAACACAUGCAAACACCAUGUGACACACCUAAACGUUCACUGUCAGCAAGAACCAAUGCCUCAUAUAAAUCCAAGAAGUCUGAAAGUGCUCGUAGCAACACUGCCCAGCCGGCGUCAGAUACUGUAUGUGGGAUGGAGAGCAAUGAAUCUGUGACAAAAAGCACUAAGGAAAAUGAAUCUUCAAACAAAGAAGUUCGGUCAUCUAGUAAAGCCUCCAGUGUUUCCCAGUCUAAAGAGAAAAAGCCUGACAGACCAAAAAGUAAUAUGUCCAGUGCAUCCCCUUUUCUGGAAGUAAAAGUCCAAAAGAGUCAUUCUAAAAGUGACCUUACAAAUGCACAAUCAAAAAAGGCACAUAAUACAGGGAACACACCCACUAAAGGAGAUGAAAAAGACACAUCAAGACCUCCAUCAGAGAAAUGCCUCAGUCCUGGCCCAUCAAAAUCCCUAAAUAAAUCUAAAAAGCCUGCUAUUGUCCUAGGGGGCUCUAAUGAUAGUGUAGUGUCUCAAGUGGUUUCAGCUCCAGAACAACAGAAUGAAAAUUCAAAGUAUUUGAAUACUACAGGAGACAUGUCUGAGAGGACAAAUGCAUCCGAAAGAACUUGUAGUGGACCUCCAGAUGCUAUUGAUUAUGGCAGACCUGCCAGUGACAAAACAAGUGAAAAAAGCAGUAAAUGCAGAAACAGAAAAGGAAGCAGCUCUUCACAACAGAAGGUAGAUGAUGAGAUCUCUGAUUUAGUUCCAUCAAGUUUACCGAAUGCAUCUCCAACUGAGGUAGUGAAUGAAUGGUUGAAUAAAAUUCCUCUGGACAGCACUUUAUAUGACAUUGGGGAUGAAUUCCAUGAAAACUGUGAAGAACUAGAAACUCCGAACACAACAAGAGAGCCGACACCAAAUGCAAGAGGUCAUGAAGCUGAAGGAGAUGUUGCUGGUGUGUUUGAGCCUCAAAUUGAGAAGGAAGAAAUUGACAAUAGCAAGGACAAAGAAGGUAACGUUGAAAAAAAUACUAAAAAAGACCUUGCUGAUGCUGGAAACAAACAGUCUAGUUUGGAAAAAGAUGAUGUCCCAAAAACUUUCCAUACUUCUGUCCAAGUCAUGAGAGUUUUGCUGAGUCCCAAACUUGAUAGGUGCAAUAGUUUACCAGAGGUAUCUUCUGUAUAUGGACAAAAACUCAGCACCUCAGCAAGAGGACUCUUGGACUGUCUUGUAAAUCUUCAGUUGAUUGAUUUUGAUCCCAAUGAUGUAAACGGAAAAGCUGAAAAAUACAAGGACCUCAUGAACUUACUUCAGACCCUUUGGCUUAGUGACCCUUCUGAGAGGAGGACAGUUACACAUAAAAGUGAAUCCAAAGAUCAGCAAUCUGUGUACGAUGAAUUGAAAGCCAAAUCAUCCUCAGGGGUCGAUGUAAACAGUGGAUCAUCUGGCUCUGGAAAGAGCAGUGCUAACGAUAGUACCAAAACUCAUAAAUCACAAACCAAUGCCGAAGGUGAGGGCUUUGAAACACUGACCAAAGUACAGGAGGUUGAUGAAACAGAAGGAGAGGGUUUAGAAGUGGCAGACACAAAAUCCAAUCCAGCAACUCCAGAUAUUGCAAGUCGAGUCCAGUGGACCUCUGAGAAUGAGGCAGAGGGUACUGUUGAAGAAAAAUUAAAAGAUAGUAACGUUCCAAACUCAGACGAUACAAUUAGGAGUAAUGAUAGUCCCAGAGAUCAACUCGAAACACCAUCUUCAUCCAACAAGAGUUCCGGAAAUGAUAGUACUGCUAAACAGAAUGAAGAUGAAACUGAACAUCAGGAAGACACAAGUUCAGGUACUCCUCCUUCUGUGCAGAGAGCCCAAUUAACAAAAAAGGCUUCUCAAGACCCUGAUCCUGUCUGGGUGCUGAAUCUGCUAAAUAAACUAGAAAAGCAGUUUAUGACACAUUAUGUCAAUGCAAUGUCUGAAUUUAAAGUCCGCUGGAACUUAGAUAACAAUGAGCAGCUUGAUGUCAUGAUAUGUGAAUUAAGAGAUGAAGUUCAUAAGAGGAUACAAUUUAGCAUAGACAGAGAACUCCGGAAAAUUCAGGGUCGUGCAGGAAGACCAAGACCCCCAAAAGAAGCCAUGUCACGCGAGUCAACUGUUCAAACUGAACAAAGACGCAGACGUCUGAAAGGAAUGGUCAAUCAGUCAAUCGAUCAAGCAGCAAAAAGUGAUGAUGAUUACACAGGUACAGGGACUGAUUUUAGUGAUCAGCGCAGCGAUGAUGAAUAUUGCCCAUGUGACACAUGCAUGAAAAAGAAAAUGGCAUCUAGGCCUGUGUUACCUGUGGAGGUCUUUAAUUCUGCUCCAGUUAUGAUGGACUUUGACUUGAGAAAAAUUCUCAAUCUUAAAAGAGAAGCUCCCACCCAUAACAAAGAAAGAAUCUUAGAGGUGACUGAGAAUGUGGAGUUUAACACAGACGCUAAAGGUUUGGAUGAAGAUGUUGUGCUUGAGGUUGUGAAGGAAGAGGAGGAGGAGGAGCUCGAAAAAGCACAGGUAACUGAAUGUGAAACAGAAAUGGCGAGGUGUGAGGCAGAAAUGUGCAUUGAAAAUAUGACUGAUGAGCAAGAACAUGCAAGAGAUAUGGAUACUGCUGAUGAUGAAACACCAGAGCAGGGUGAGACAGCUGAAACAGAAAAUGUAGAGGCAGCCAAAGCUGAUACAAUAGCAGAAGAGGAAAUCGCUGAGGGGUUACCAGCAGAUGAGGAAACAGUGGAGGCCACUGUGGCUGAAGUGGCAGAGGAUGAGGAAAAAGUUGAUGAUGAAUUAGCAGAGGGAAAAGGGUCUGUGGAAAGCAAAACAGAGAGAGAAGAGCAAACUCCACAAGCGGAAUCUCUAAAAGAUGGAGCUGAGGAAGAAGAGGAUGAAAUGGCAAAAGAUGAAGAGGCCAAUAAUGAUGUAAUUACAGAAGACAGAGAAACAACAGAAGGUCUAGAAGAGGAAGAAAUAGUAGAGACAGCAGAAGAUAUGGAGACAAGUACAGCUGAAGGUGCAGAAGAUGAAGAAAAGGUUGAUGAAUUAGCAGAAGGAAAAGACAAUGAGGAAGCAGCUGAUGAUGAAACACAUGAACAUGGAGAGACAAAUGAUGACGAAACAGCAGAAGAUGAAGAAGUAGCUGAUGAAACAGCACAAGAUGGGGAGGCAUCUAAAGCUGACAUAGACAUAGAUGAGGAGAGGGCUAAUGAACAGUUAAAAAAUGGAGAUACAGCUGAGGAUGAGACAACCAAAGAAGAAGAGGCAUCAGGAGCUGAAAUUGCAGAAGAUCAUGAAGAAAGUCAAAUAGUUGAAGAUGAAGAAAAAGCUGAAACUGAAACUGCAGAGGAUGGAGAAACAGCUGAAGAUGGAACAGAACAUCUAGAAACAGCAGAUGACCAAGCAGGGGAUGAUGACACAAGUCAUGAAGCACUAGAAGAUAAAGAGCCAGAUGUAGCUGAGAGGACUGAGGGUGGAGAGAGUGCUGUAGAUGAAAUAAUAGAAGGCAGAGAGACAGAUGAAGCUGAAAAAGGGAAAGAUGAUGAAACAGUCGAAGAUGAAACAGCAGAGGAUGGAGAGACAGCUGAUGGAACAACUGAGGAUGGAGAGGCUGUUAAAGAAGAAAGAGCAGAAGAGGUAGAGGAAGAUGGAGGGGCAAUUGAAAAUGAAAUAGCAGAUGAUAGAGAGACAGCUGAUGAAGAAACAGCAGAAGACGGAGAAACAGCUGAUGAAGGAAUAGCAGAAGGUGGAGAGGCCACUGAAGGUGGAACAGCUGAUGAUGGAACAGCAGAAGACGAAGAGGCAACUGAUGACAGAGAGACAACUGAUGGAACAGCAGAAGACACAGAGGCAGCUGACGAAGGAACAGCAGAAGACACAGAGGCAGCUGAAGAAGGAACAGCAGAAGACACAGAGGCAGCUGAAGAAGGAACAGCAGAAGACACAGAGGCAGCAGAUGAUGGAACAGCAGAUGGCACAGAGGCAGGUGAAGAAGGAACAGCAGAAGACACAGAGGCAGCUGAAGAAGGAACAGCAGAAGACACAGAGGCAGCUGAAGAUGGAACAGCAGAUGACACAGAGGCAGCUGAUGAUGGAACAGCAGAUGGCACAGAGGCAGCUGAUGAUGGAACAGCAGAUGACACAGAGGCAGGUGAAGAAGGAAUAGCAGAAGACACAGAGGCAGCUGAAGAAGGAACAGCAGAAGACACAGAGGCAGCUGAAGAAGGAACAGCAGAAGACACAGAGGCAGCUGAUGAUGGAACAGCAGAUGACACAGAGGCAGCUGAUGAUGGAACAGCAGAUGACACAGAGGCAGGUGAAGAAGGAAUAGCAGAAGACACAGAGGCAGCUGAAGAAGGAACAGCAGAAGACACAGAGGCAGCUGAUGAUGGAACAGCAGAAGACACAGAGGCAGCUGAAGAAGGAACAGCAGAAGACACAAAGGCAGCUGAAGAAGGAACAGUAGAAGACACAGAGGCAGCUGAAGAAGGAACAGCAGAAGACACAGAGGCAGCUGAUGAUGCCACAGUAAAAGAUGCAGCUGAUAAUGGAACAGCAGAAGAUGUUGAGGCAGCUGAAGAUGAAACAGCAGAAGACACAGAGGCACCGGUUGAUGAUGGAGAGACAUUGGAUAAAGAGACAUCCAAAGAUGGAGAUGCAGAUGAUAAUAUAACAGCAGAAAAUGAAGCAACAGCUGAUCAUGGAACAGCAGAAGAUGAAGACAUAGCUGAUGAUAGCAGAGCAGAAGAGGGAGAGACAGUUGAUGAUGAAACAGCAGAAGAUGGAGAGACAGCUGAAGAUGGAGAGACAGCUAAUGAUGGAACAGCAGAAGAUGCAGAGACAGCUGAUGAUGGAACAGCAGAAGAUGGAGAGACAGCUGAUGAUGGAACAGCAGAAGAUGAAGUGACAGCUGAUGAUGGAAUGGCAGAAGAUGGAGAGACAACUGACGAUGAAAUAGCAGAAGAUGGAGAGACAGCUGACAAUGGAACAGCAGAAGAUGGAGAGACAGCUGACGAUGAAAUAGCAGAAGAUGGAGAGACAGCUGACAAUGGAACAGCAGAAGAUGGAGAGACAGCUGACGAUGGAACAGCAGAAGAUGGACUGACCGCUAAAGAUGAAACAGCAGAAGAUGGAGAGACAGCUGACGAUGGAACAGCAGAAGAUGGAGAGACAGCUGAUCGUGGAACAGCUGGAGAUGGAGAAACAGCUGAUGAUGGGACAGCAGAAGAUGGAGAGACAGCUGACGAUGGAACAGCAGAAGAAGGAGAGACUGCUGAAGAUGGAACAGCAGAAGAUGGAGAGACAGCAGAUGAUGGAACAGCAGAAGAUAGAGAGGCAACAGAUGAAGUGGAGGAAAUUGUUCAAAGUGAUGUGGAUGAAAGUGAUACUACUCAAGGGGAGGAAGAAGGGAAAGAAGAAGCUGGUGAAGAAGGUGAAGGUCAAACCAGUAUUGAUAAUACUGAUGGUCAUGAUGAAGUAACUGAAUUAAAAGCUGAAGCUGAUAAGACUGAUGAUGAAGAUGCACCACUUAAAAAUGAGGGGGAUGUUGUUGUACACAGCAUUGAUGGAAACACAAGUAAUGAAGGAAGCAAAGAAGAGCAUGCAGAUAAUUUAAACGCAGAAGAAAGCUCGGUGGUGUUGAGCGAUAGUCAAGACAAAAGCCAAUAUCUUAAUGGCCAGUAUUUUGUAAAUCCCGGCGAAUCAGCUGAAGGAGGGGAUGAAGCUGAGGAUGAAACUGAGCCAGAUGUGGAAACAGAUGAUGGAGAGCAAGAGAUGAAGAUCCCUGCUGCACCAUCUUCUAAACUGAGUGAACAGGAAGAUGACCCAACUGAUGUGACAACAAUGGCAUCAUUUACUGCUUCAGUGAAAAUGUACACAGGCUCUGAAGAUGGAGCAGAAGCUGAUGUUGAAGAUUCUGAAACAGAAGUGCAUAAUGCGUAUGGAAAUGAUGAGAAGAAUGUUGAAGCAGCUGUUGCACACAGCUCUAUGGAAGAGAACGAGGCUGAAGGUAGUAGCGCAAAGCUAUCAGAUAUUGCAGAAGAUGUUGGUGAAGAUGAGGAGGAUGGGGAAACAAGUACUGAUGGUGGGGAAGGCUCAGCUAAAGAUGGCUUGACAAGGCAAAUCACAAAGUCCUCCAUGGAGUCUCAGCCAGGUUCUCUGGACGAGGUUUUGGAUGAGGGGACAAGAAGUCAGGCAAGUUCACGCCACCUCACUGUGAAAGGCAACUGCAUGUAUCCCACUACAACUUCAGAGGAAGAGAACAAAGACGCACAAGAAAAAAGUGACACAGAUUCUGCUGUUACCUCAAAGAAAGAUGCAAAAAAAUCCAGCAAAAUGAAAGGCAUCAAAUGACACUGACAAUAACUUUUUUAAAACAAUGCUUGAAAACAUUGGUAUUAUUUACCAAAGACUGAAUACUGUGUAUUAAGCACUUUAUAAAUAACUGCUAUGGUACUUGCACACAUGCACAGCACAACUUACACUGGUAAAGGGAAUUACUGAAACUUAAUAACUAAAAAAAAAAGUUAAACACAAGAAACACUUACCUUGUAAGUAUUAGAGCCAUCUGGAUUUUUGUUUUUGUAUUAAGCUGCAUUUACGUUAUUCUUUACAUGUCGUACUGGUCUGGAGCCUUAGCCUUUAUAUUGUUUAAUCUAGGAAAGGGAAGUAUAAUAAUACUAUUCUAUAGUCUUAUACGUGUGAGUGUAUGUGUGUGUGAUAUGUGUGUCCACUUCAUCAUUAUACUGUAUGUAAAAUUGAGGUAUAUAUAAACAUUUCUUUAUCCUUUAAACAUACCUUUAUCUGUUUUUGUAAAUGAACUCUUUAUAUAUAGGAAGAAGUUCAGGAUUACAAUGCUAUUAAGGAAGAAAGGUGAAGAUUACCAGAAACAAUACAUUAUGAAAUGGAAGUUGUAAUACAACUCAAAAUGAAGUGGUAGAGGUUCCUAAUGGUGUCUGAUUUGGCAGUUGUCUUGAAGUGUUUUCUAAUAGCAUCCCACUUACUUUUAAAUUGUUUUUUGGGAUAUGUUGUUCAUGGUCAUCCUUAUCUUUCUUUUAAAUGACAUUGCAGUCUGACACUUUAUGGUAGCACUUUUUUUGGAUGGUCCAAUAUAGAUGCCUCAUAGAUGCUCAUCUGAUAUUUAACUUAACAUUCAACUGAAUGUCUAUUCAAUGCAACUUAUCAUUGAAGUGAAUGUUAAUGAUGCACAAUAGAGCCAAACGCUACAUCCAACCCUAACCCUAAGCCUAAACUUAACCAUUUAUCAAACCUGAAACCCAGCAUUAACUCAAAUCUUAAUCUAAAACUUAAUCUAACUUUAAGCCUAGCCUUAAAAUACUAAGAUCAGGCUUCAGGUUAGAGUUGGUUGUUGGGUUACGUUCAAUAGAGAAUCAUUUACUUUUACAUUAUAGUUCAGUUGCAGUUAAUAGAUAAUAUGCAUUUGGAUGUUAGGUGAAUAUUAGUUGAGCAUCUAUGAGGAGCCUAUAAAGGACAUUUCUAAUCAAGUAAAACCUCCGACACUUCCUUACUUGGUAUAUAUACUUAUUAUCAUUUAGCAUUUUGGAGCAGAAAAACAAACUAAAUGUAUAAUAAUGAAAUAAAUGAAUAAAUAAAUAAUUUAAAAAAAUGCUCCUUGGAAAGAACAUGACAUUAAGUUCAGCAAUACUUACAUUUAUAUUAAGUGUAUAUUGAUCUUAAAAUAUGUGUUAAUCAACUAGUAGCCUGGUUUACUUGAGCAAUUAAUACAUUAUAUUGACAUUAUAUAUAUAGACAUUACAAAUAUAACACUAAAACACUACAAUGACGUACUUGAUUUUGAUGAAGAAUGAUGGGCAUGUACAGUUUGAAUCCAACUUCAGAAGCCUUAGGAAUUCUUAGGAAAAUAUGCCUUAGAUGCUUUGCCACAUGCACCAGUGCAAGGUAUUAUAACCUCAUCUAUGACCCUCAUCUAUGCUGAAGAAGGCUGCACCUUGCAAUGAAGACUAUUAUGUCGUUUCUACCAUCACACUAGAAAAGUAAAAACAAAAUAAACAACAUUACUGAUAAAAGAAGACAGGAAGACAACAUCACACACUGAAUUUAUAUUUAUUUUGCCCUGUAUUUGCUAAUUUGCACCUCACACAUUAUAUUAUAGGUGCACUGCAGUGUGUGGUGGCUACACUGAGUAAUAAAGUAUGUAUGUAGGUUGUCCCCUUCAUAAUCAUAUUGUACUGUACCAGUACUGCUCUGGAUUACCACCGUUUCUGUGACUUGAAUG